AGCCCCAACUGUGGCAGUAACAGUGAGAGUGCAGCUUAGCAGGUCUCCACACACAUACACACAUGCACGCACACCUACACUCACUCACUCACGUACAUAGUCGCACACACGCACACAUACAUACACUGAAAGCCACUGAGGUGGUUUGGUGAUUAGUCCGCUGCUGUGUGCCGCCGCCGCCGCAACAUCAUUUUCAGGUUGGAGGAUUUUCACGUCUCACGUUUUGCACGAUGAUGGUGGUCAUAACCUUGCUGCUGUCAGUGAUGGGGAAGACCACCAUGUAGAGAGAGAAAGGCAUCAGAGGCAACAGCAGAAUAGCAGCAAUGGGAAGCCACACAUGGAGCGGGUCUGGACUGCAGCCGUGGUGAGCCUGAGACCUACAGGACUUACAACCACCAUCAUUACCCUUCUCAAGACCUGACCACUGGGGCUGUCCAACGCUCACCUGGAUGCUCCCGACUUGUGUUUCAUCAUCGCCUCCUCUCCUUGCACUCUGCUGCUCCUUUUCUUGUUUUUUCUCUUUGAUGGUUUUUGGUAUCCUGAUACCUGACAGUCUCUCCUGAAAAAGAGAACCUGUUAAUCAGUUUAUUCCCUCGGAUUUUUCCCCCCCUUUUAAAUCUUUAUCUGCCUACAUUAUCCAUUAUCUUCAAGUAUCAUUCUUUUUUCCCCCCAGUUUUUGGGUUGUUUUUGCUUGCUAGAUACCUGAUUUGAAUUUUUUUUCAGAUGAGCCUAAGCUAAUCUCUCUGUUGUGCAAGCUUUUAAUUGAUCUCUAAGCAAUAACAAGCACUUAUAUAACUGACUUGACUAGCUGACACCAUGGGGGACUUGUCAAACAGCGAUUUUUAUGCCAAGAACCAAAGCAAUGACAGCAACCGGGUGGCAGGCUUCGGCUGCUCGCUCAUGGAGCUGCGAUCGUUGAUGGAGCUGCGUGGCACAGAGGCUGUGGUCAAGCUCCAGGAGGACUACGGGGGUACUGAGGGACUCUGCACACGUCUGAAAACCUCACCCACAGAAGGUCUUACAGGUACCCAACUCGACCUGGACAAGAGAAGAGAAGUAUUUGGGAAAAACCUCAUACCUCCAAAGAAGCCAAAAACCUUCCUGCAGCUGGUAUGGGAGGCAUUACAGGAUGUCACCCUCAUCAUCCUGGAGGUUGCUGCACUGGUCUCCCUGGGCCUUUCCUUCUACCACCCACCUGGAGAUGCUUCUGGAGAAUCCUGCGGCUCAGCAGCAGGUGGGGUCGAAGAUGAGGGCGAGUCAGAAGCUGGCUGGAUCGAGGGCGCAGCCAUCCUGUUGUCUGUGGUGUGUGUGGUGCUGGUUACAGCCUUCAACGACUGGUCCAAGGAGAAGCAGUUCCGGGGGCUGCAGAGUCGCAUUGAGCAGGAGCAAAAAUUCCAGGUCGUCCGCGGUGCCCAGGUCAUACAGCUGCCCGUGGCUGACAUCGUGGUAGGGGAUAUAGCACAGAUCAAAUAUGGUGAUCUUCUUCCUUCCGACGGAAUAUUGAUCCAAGGCAAUGACCUGAAAAUUGAUGAGUCUUCACUGACCGGAGAGUCCGACCAUGUCAAGAAGGCUGCAGACAGGGACCCCAUGCUGUUGUCUGGGACUCAUGUGAUGGAGGGGUCAGGACGCAUGAUAGUGACUGCAGUCGGUGUCAAUUCUCAGACUGGAAUCAUCUUUACCCUGCUGGGGGCGAGCACAGAGGAAGAAGAGAAGAAAGAAAAGAAAGUUGAAGACGGACACCGAAAUGCAGACUGCUCCCAUCCCUCUAUCCACCCUAUCGCAACUAUAGCCACGGAUGGGGCUGCAGGCUUUAAUGCCCCUGGCAGUGCCAGCCUAAUUAAUGGUAAAAUGCAAGAUGGCAAUAUGGAGAGCAACCAGAUUAAAGUAAAGAAGCAGGACGGAGCAGCGGCCAUGGAGAUGCAGCCUCUAAAGAGUGCUGAAGGUGGAGAGUCUGAUGAAAAAGAGAGGAAGAAGGUGUCCAUUUCAAAGAAGGAAAAAUCUGUGCUGCAAGGGAAGCUUACCAAACUGGCUGUCCAGAUCGGCAAAGCAGGUUUGCUCAUGUCAGCCAUCACAGUCAUCAUCCUGGUCCUGUUUUUCGCCAUCGACAACUUUGUGUUGCAGAAGCUCGCUUGGAUGCCAGAGUGCACUCCCAUUUACAUCCAAUUCUUUGUCAAGUUCUUCAUUAUCGGUGUUACGGUGUUGGUGGUAGCUGUGCCAGAGGGGCUGCCACUGGCUGUCACCAUUUCCCUCGCAUAUUCUGUCAAGAAAAUGAUGAAAGACAACAACCUGGUGCGUCACCUUGAUGCCUGUGAAACGAUGGGCAAUGCCACAGCUAUCUGCUCUGACAAGACAGGCACACUAACUACCAACCGCAUGACGGCCGUGCAGAUUUACAUUGCAGAUGUGCACCACGAAAAAAUCCCGGAUCCUGGAGUUCUGCCUCCCAAAUCACUAGACUUAAUGAUCCAUUCAAUCGCAAUCAACAGCGCCUAUACCACCAACAUAUUGCCCCCAGAUAAAGAAGGUGGUCUGCCGAAGCAGGUGGGAAACAAGACAGAGUGCAGCCUACUGGGAUUGGUUUUGGCGCUGAAGCGGGAUUAUCGGACAAUAAGAAACCACAUGCCAGAGGAAAUGCUUUACAAAGUCUACACCUUCAACUCUGUCAGGAAGUCCAUGAGCACUGUCGUCAAAUUGCCUGAUGGGAGUUUCCGCAUGUACAGCAAAGGAGCCUCCGAGAUCGUGCUUAAAAAAUGCAGCCAUAUCCUGAAUGAGGUGGGAGAGGUGAGGGUUUUCCGUCCACGGGACAAGGAUGAUAUGGUGAAGAAGGUGAUUGAGCCUAUGGCAUGUGACGGCCUGAGAACCAUCUGCGUGGCAUACCGUGACUUCGCCAGCAAUCCUGAGCCACAUUGGGAUGACGAGGGCAACAUCCUCAGUGACCUCACAGCCAUCUGUGUUGUUGGGAUAGAGGAUCCUGUCAGGCCAGAGGUGCCCGACGCCAUCCAGAAGUGCCAGCGUGCAGGCAUCACUGUUCGCAUGGUGACAGGAGACAACAUAAACACAGCCAGGGCCAUCGCCAUCAAGUGUGGUAUCAUCCACCCAGGAGAGGACUUCCUCUGUAUCGAUGGCAAAGAGUUCAACAGGAGGAUCCGCAAUGAAAAAGGAGAGGUGGAGCAGGAGCGUAUUGACAAGGUUUGGCCUAAACUGCGAGUUCUGGCCAGAUCCUCCCCUACUGACAAACACACACUGGUCAAAGGAAUUAUUGACAGCACAAUGUCAGCGCAGCGGCAGGUGGUAGCUGUGACAGGCGAUGGGACCAAUGACGGACCUGCUUUGAAAAAAGCGGAUGUAGGCUUUGCCAUGGGGAUUGCUGGAACUGAUGUGGCCAAGGAGGCAUCAGAUAUUAUUCUGACUGACGACAACUUCAGCAGCAUCGUCAAGGCGGUCAUGUGGGGCCGAAACGUCUACGAUAGCAUCUCUAAAUUCCUUCAAUUCCAGCUCACUGUCAACGUUGUCGCUGUCAUAGUCGCUUUCACUGGUGCCUGCGUCACACAGGACUCUCCUCUAAAGGCAGUGCAGAUGUUGUGGGUGAACCUGAUCAUGGACACUUUUGCCUCCCUGGCCUUGGCAACCGAACCUCCCACUGAGUCUCUGCUGAAGAGAAGGCCAUACGGGCGCAACAAGCCUCUCAUCUCCAGCACCAUGACAAAGAACAUCUUUGGACAUGCAGUCUACCAGCUCAUCAUCAUCUUCACACUGCUCUUUGCUGGUGAACGGUUGUUUGACAUUGACAGUGGCCGUAACGCACCUCUCCACGCUCCUCCAUCUGAGCACUACACCAUUAUCUUCAACGCCUUUGUCAUGAUGCAGCUAUUUAAUGAACUAAAUGCCCGAAAAAUCCACGGAGAGAGGAAUGUGUUUUAUGGCAUGCACAACAACCCCAUCUUCUGCUCUAUUGUUGUUGGCACCUUUGCAGUUCAGAUUGUAAUUGUGCAGUUUGGGGGGAAGCCAUUCAGCUGUAAACCUCUGGACCUGGAAAAGUGGAUGUGGUGUGUUUUCCUCGGCCUUGGAGAGCUCAUUUGGGGACAGGUCAUAUCCACAAUACCCAAUAGCAGGUUACGCUUCCUGCGAAGGGCCGGCCAGUUAUCUAAGAAAGACGACUCACCAGAGGAGGACGCAAACGAAGACAAUGAAGAGAUUGACCAUGCAGAGAGGGAGCUGAGGAGAGGACAGAUACUCUGGUUCAGAGGACUCAACCGCAUUCAGACUCAGAUUGAUGUAGUCAACACCUUCAAGAGUGGCACCUCCUUUCAGGGGGCAGGGGCUCUGAGACGCCAAUCAUCCACCACCAGCCAGACCCAGGAUAUCCGCGUUGUGAAUGCAUUCCGCAGCUCCCUCUAUGAAGGCUUGGAAAAACCCGAUUCCAGAACAUCGAUCCACAACUUCAUGACACACCCCGAAUUUAGGAUAGAAGACUCCACACCCCACAUCCCCCUCAUCGACGACACGGACGACGAUUCCGCUCGGAGGAGAAAGAUGUACUCCAGCCAGCCCUCGUCCCCCAACAAGAACAACAACGCCAUCGACAGUGGCAUCAAUCUCACCAUUGACAGCAGUAAAUCAGCCGCCUCCUCCAGCCCGGCCAGCCCUCUGCACAGCUUGGAGACCAGCCUCUAACCAUGAUCAAAACCUCAGUUCUAACCUCUGACCUCCUGUCCCUGCAGUCUGGGUGUGCUCUCCAGACCUCUACUGCAACCGUACACCUUGUCAACCCCCAAAAUCUCACCCAGUCCCCAGUCAAAAAUUUGAUGCUCCAAGCCCACUCUGACCGGCUCCGCCGGACAGCCCCUGUGUCCAUCUUCAAACUCGAGCUCUUAAAGCUCUCCAUUCUUCUCAAAACUGAGAAAAAUCUAAAAGUAAUAGGACAAAGGUGAAACUUGACAUACAAUCAAAAAAGUGCAGCGAAGCCACAAAACCUACACAGCCAUCUUGCUUUUAUGGUUGUAUGUGUGCAGUGGCAGCAGUGGUGGUUUGUAUGACUCUAAGCGUGUGAAGCAUGUACUGCGUCAGCGUGCCGCGCGACUGCACCCAUGUGUGAAACUGUGUCUUUAGCGGCACCGGAAGGAGGGCGAUGAGGAGGGAAAACAUGGUGGACGAGUAACAAUUGCAAAACAGGACAGACUUUUAAAACUCCCUCUCUUCAACAAUAACAUUGUCAAUAAUGAUAAUAGUUUAAAUUUAAUUGAAACGCAUUGUUCUUAUUCUGAUUCUGAUUAUUAUUGUUAUUAUUAUUGUUGCUCUUGCAUGAAUGUACAUUACCCAAGUUUUAUUUAAAAGGGUUUUAAUUUUAUUGGGGGUUGUUUCGUUCUGAUGGGCUAGGCCUUGCGGCAAACUACUACUUUAAAGACAGCUUCUUUCCUGGUUCCUGGCCUGCAAAAGUCCCCUCGUCUGUGUGGCAUGAACAUGUAUCCGCCUGUAAAAAUGUAUUUCAUCCAUACAAGGGAUUGUGUAACGAGGUGGUGGGGCUCAACUUGCACAGUAGUUUUGCACCUGUCGGAAAAAGAGAAACACACACUAAUGAUGAUAGCAUUUAUGGGAUAUAUUCUAUAAAUAUAAAUACAUAUAACUAUAUUUAGAGAGAGUUUAUCUUUGUUUGUCAGCAUGUUGCCUUGUUCCUGCUUCAAUGGCUCGAAAAUACUUUUGACUUAUUUAUGUCUUAAAGAGAAUGUAAUUUGUUUACAACCUUGUAGAGAUAAACUUCCUGGUUUCUAGAAAGAGGGAGGCAAAGCUUGAGCUCAGAAGAGCUGUGUUGGUGUGUUAUUACUAAAAAAAAACAAAAAACUGUGUGCUGGAAUUUGCCUGCUAUCUUGUCAAAUAUUGUAGAUAUUUUUAGAGGAUUAACAAACAAAAAGAAACCAAAAUAUAAUGGGAAAACGUAGUAAAUGUGGAAUCUUAGUAUUACUCUAUAUGAUUGUUGGGAUCAAGUAGGAGCGGAUUGCCUUUGUUUUUUUCUAAUCAGAGGCAUCCUUUUUUUGUGACAGAGGGGGAAUAUUUAAUUAUUUAUUCACUACUGCUUCAUUUUUUUUUUUAGUCUUAUUUUUCUCUGUGCUUCAGCGCUGGCCUGGCGCUCAGGGCUUGAGUCAAAGGCUGAUAUCAGGACCCUGAGAGUGAUAAACCCGUUUGUUCACGCACACGUUUUUACAAACGUGUGACCAUCAAAAAGCUGCAAAUGAGACAUUUUAGAAAUUUACAAAGUCACAUUUGGAUCUGUAUCACAUGAAAAUCAGACUUUUCCUUUUCUUUCUUUUGUUUGCUAAAUUUUGACAUAUUAUGUUGUGCUCUUUGUUUUUGUUCUAUUUCAUUUUGAUUGACUCUGAUUUGAAAUGGUAUUCCGUGUCCUCCUCACAGAGGGACACGUGCAGCCCCACAGAGCUGUUGACAUUUUUAACAUCUCCAAAAAAAAAAGCGA
This is a messenger RNA of Solea solea (common sole), 6466 nucleotides long. RefSeq names its product ATPase plasma membrane Ca2+ transporting 2 (gene atp2b2). Bases 817 to 4674 code for a protein of 1285 amino acids. The record is from RefSeq and is a predicted model, not a curated record. The transcript is spliced from 24 exons. NCBI's taxonomy places the organism in Eukaryota, Metazoa, Chordata, Actinopteri, Pleuronectiformes, Soleidae. Gene Ontology annotation, cellular component: postsynaptic density membrane; intracellular membrane-bounded organelle. Gene Ontology annotation, biological process: regulation of cytosolic calcium ion concentration; calcium ion transmembrane transport. Gene Ontology annotation, molecular function: ATP hydrolysis activity; PDZ domain binding; P-type calcium transporter activity.